UCAAACCACGCCUACUAUAAACAACACCUAAAGUGUGCUCUCACGUGGGCUGGUAAAAUGGAGGAUCUGGAGACAUUCUCUCAAGAGUUAUUAGCUGGGUCUAUGGAGACCAUUAGGAGGAGCGGAGGGCUCCCUCCUGAAGGAGAGGACUAUGAGUAUUAUUAUAAUUAUGUUGGAUUUAGAACCUUCUGUAAUCAUGUGGGUGGAAGAAUCAACAAGCUGAUUGGACGGAUAUUGAAGUAUGAAGAGGUCCCUGUCUCGUGGAUGGAAUUUGAUCGAAAUAACAAGACGAGUUUAGAAUCAAUUGAAGAACAAUUUGAAAACCUAAUUGAAGGGAACGACCUGCUAAUAGAGAGAAUUAGUGGUUUUCUUGAUAAAGCUACUUCUAAUGAUAAAGAUGAACCGUUAGCUCCCGAAGCCACAGAAACUGAAGUAACCGUAGCAACCUGGAAUAAAAAGGAGGGGGAGGGUGAGGGUAAAGUUGUGAAGAUGUGGCGGAGUAAUGUACCACGCCCACAGAGUCAGUUUAAGGAUAUGAUUGAUAAUAGCGAGGGACCUUUCGUACCAAAACUGAGGGAAAAACCAAAUGCAAUGAAACCACUCCCUACUGUAUACAGUCAAUUGAAGGUUCCUUGUACUCUCAAUGCAUUAAUUGAAAAUGCUAGGAAGUGGGCGGAGUUACCCGAAAGGCUGACUCAUCCUUAUGAAUAUGAGAUUAAUAAUUUUGAAGUGUUGGAAUCUCAAACACAAAUUAAAGAGCCUCAGGUGUAUAAAUCAUUGGAAGACACUCCGUUAAUAUUUGUGAACGAUGAAGGUCAAUUAUUAUCGUUCAUUAACGAGUUAAAAGGUGUCACUGAAAUUGCUAUUGAUCUUGAGGCCCACUCCUACAGGUCAUUCCAGGGGUUCGUCUGCCUAAUGCAAGUAUCAACCAGAACCACCGACUACAUCAUUGACACACUGUCACUAAGACCUCACCUCCACUUACUCAAUGAAGUAUUCACCAAUCCUAACAUAAUAAAAGUGAUGCACGGGGCAGAUUGGGAUAUCCCAUGGUUGCAGAGAGACUUCGGAGUUUACAUUGUCAACUUAUUUGAUACAGGACAGGCCUGCCGGACCCUAGGCCUGCCCCGGUAUUCAUUGGCUUUCUUGCUGAGCUACUGCUGUGGAGUCACUGCCAAUAAACAGUACCAACUGGCGGACUGGAGGAUAAGGCCACUACCUGAGGACAUGAUAAAAUAUGCAAGAGAAGACACUCACUAUUUACUGUACGUGUACGAUAGACUGAGGAAUGAGUUGAUUAGGAGGAGCAACAGUCAGUCUAAUUUAAUUAAUGCUGUGCUGAAGAACAGUAAAGAGAUCAGCCUAAAGGUGUAUAAGAAACCAGCCAUUAAUGAUGAGUCUUACCUGAAGCUCUGCAAGAAGUUUAAUAAAAGGAAUCUAUCACACAAACAAUUGUAUGCAUUGAAGUGUUUGUACCAGUGGCGGUUCAAUGUUGCCAGGAGGGAGGAUGAGAGCCCUGGAUAUGUACUACCCAACCACAUGCUGUUCCAGUUGUGUGAGAUACUGCCCAAAGAACCAGGUGGUAUACUGGCCUGCUGUAAUCCUGUCCCAACUUUAAUAAGACAGCAACUUCAAGAAGUACAUGACAUUAUUACAACUGCCAGGAACAUUGCUAAACAGGAUCAGCUAAUGGAGACUGAUGGGGCUACCAUUACUGACGAGGUUGCUAUGGAAACAAGUGUAUCUGAAAAACAGGAGCAAGAUGAUGAUGAUGAUGAUGAUAUUUCGAUGAGAAGAGGUCAAACAGUAAAUGUAAAACCAGCUCCUACUCUUAAUUUAACAGUGUCAAGAAGAGGUUAUCCUGAUGUGGUAAGUAAGAGUCAUUUAAAAAUGAGGGAGGAUUAUAAAGACACACUCUCACAAUUCCUCCCUCCGUCAACUGAAGCAGCUGUCAUCAGUCCCGUUGUGUUUAAGAGUAGGAGGAGUGAGGCCACACCCACAAGAGUAACUCGUUACCAGUCUCCUCCCACUAUUGAUCAAUCCCCUGAUGAAGGGACGGGUGGGGUCAGGUUUAAGAAACCCAAGAUGUCCGAUGACAUACUCCAGGACUCUGAUUUUAAAGGUUUUGACUAUCAUUCUACAACAUUCUCAUCAGUCCUACCCACUCCUGAACCUUGUGAAGGUCCUGAAAUCAAGAAACCCAAACUGAUCCGAUCAAAAGUGAACAAAAGAACCUACUCACAGAAAUCAGGAACCUUUAAGACCAAAAAUAAAUAACUAUUAAUAACCUCUAUUAAUAACUAUUAAUAACUGCUAUUAAUGACUACUGUAGUCCUGUCACUAU
Amphimedon queenslandica is the source of this 2344-nucleotide messenger RNA. Its product is annotated as exosome component 10-like. The record is from RefSeq and is a predicted model, not a curated record. The coding region runs from base 58 to 2277 and encodes 739 amino acids. Gene Ontology annotation, molecular function: 3'-5'-RNA exonuclease activity; nucleotide binding; single-stranded RNA binding. NCBI's taxonomy places the organism in Eukaryota, Metazoa, Porifera, Demospongiae, Haplosclerida, Niphatidae. The transcript is spliced from 17 exons. Gene Ontology annotation, biological process: poly(A)-dependent snoRNA 3'-end processing; nuclear polyadenylation-dependent snoRNA catabolic process; nuclear polyadenylation-dependent rRNA catabolic process. Gene Ontology annotation, cellular component: nuclear exosome (RNase complex); nucleolus.